AUGGAGCCAUUAGCGCCCGACGCAGCGUACACUUUGCCGUAUCAUAGCGCAGACUUAUCACCUCUUUCUUGCGCGCAAGAUGCAGGUGCAGGCGCGGACAAGGACGUCACGACCGAGGACAAAGACGAAGAGGAAGACGAGGACUUUAAUUUUAAUGCACCGUCUUUCUAUGACUUGACGAACCCGGCACUGGAGCGGCAUUAUGUGAACAACGCAGAUGGUUAUUUCUCUUCACCGACGCCUUCGGGAGCGACGUCGACGGCCGAAUCGCACGAGAAGGAGCGGACAGGUAGCAGUCAAACGACUGAGGUGGCCAUCCGGCCGUGUGAAUCGUACUUAGGCGAAACAUAUCACACAUUGGAGGUUGAUACCGAUGCGCACAUGGAGACAAUGGCAGAGAAGAUGUUGGAUACGACAAUGGUGGAAAAUGAAUUGGACGACACGUUGACAGACGUGGACCACGUGCUAAAUAGGAGCCACUUGCUGGACGAUCGACAAGAGAGUUUUGAAGACGUGUUUCGACACUACGCGUCGUCGUCGCAGUCUUCCAUUACGUCGUCCUAUUUGCUGCAGGAGGUGGAUACGUCCACGCACAGCUCCUCUGCUACGCACGGACAGUUUUCUCCAUACAGUUCAUCGUCCUCGGCGGCCGCGACUGCCGCGACGCUGAGAGAGACGAGGACGAGGUCUGCAAGUAACGGAUUGCAAACGCUUCCAUCGGCCACGAGCACGUUGUCGACAGACGAAUUGCCGUCUAAGUUGAUGCAGCCGACGCAGUCGUAUCUAAGGCGACUUCAGGCAGACCAGAAAUUGAGGGAGCAGAGCAGUUUUGACGAUGUUCUUGUGGAGGAAAAACCGCACCGCGCAACACGACCGCGAAGUCCUAAGAUGCACGUGAAAACGCGACUUGUAAACCCGAAUGACCAGUCGCGGUUGAGCAGUACGAGUCGAGAGCUGUUGAAGAUUCAGGAGGAGCGACUGCAUUUGCAAAUGGAAAAGCUCAAGAUUCGAGAAUUCCACGAGAAAACAAAAGUACAGCGCCCACCGGCCAAUGUUCAUCUGCGGUCAACAAAGCAGCUUACAGUUCCGCUGACGCCACGGUUUGCCGUGGAAAAUCGCGUACGACGGUGCCGUAGUGGAAGUGACAGCAACGAGUCUGGACAAGCUAAGCCAAGUCCACCUAUUGCCGCGGAAAAGUUGUUGUCCCGUGAUUUUGCUCUGUCAUUGCCACUUCAGUCCCGGGAGAAUCGAUCUGCUACAAUGGCACCACAUGCUCCGCAUCUUCGAACAGCGGCACGAGCUGUACUCCGCCCACCGCCAGCCCCAAUCUCGCGUGAAAAGGCGAAGUCAGUCCCAAUUUACAGUCGCUUUAAAUUGGGCGGGGUCACCCAGCCAAUGACUCCGCAACUGGAAACAAGUCGACGGGCAGCGACGUACCGACGACCUGUUGAAGUCAUCGAUCACGACGCCGAGGAGCUGGCCAAAAAGUUCCAAGCUCGACCGUUGAACCGACAUAUCCUCGCGCCAAAAGCAUACUCCCACUACUCCUUGGCAAAACCGGACAGCAAAGACCAGUUGAAACAGUCAACGGGGCCGAAGCUGCAGACUAGUGCUCGUUCUGCAACCCGCAUGGCAGCCUCGGAACGGGCUGCUUCUGUUGCUGUAGAGAUGGAAUGUCACCGCAAAGAGCGCGAGCGACGCCUGGCUGCACGUCCAGCCAGGGUCGACAACGCAGCACAAGUCAGUGCCAGUACCUGUUCGCCGCCCUGUAAUUGCUGA
Messenger RNA from Peronospora matthiolae, 1779 nucleotides. The record is from the annotation of a GenBank genome assembly. NCBI's taxonomy places the organism in Eukaryota, Oomycota, Peronosporomycetes, Peronosporales, Peronosporaceae.